UGUGACUGUAUUUUCAUCAGUAGAUCUUAUGUUGCACAAUAGAGAUCUUAGGCCCGGUUUUUCUAUUGCAAGUUAACUUUAACUUGACUGCUAACCAGAAGUUAACUAUGAAAAAGCGUUUUUAAUGUCAAGUAUGCCCUAAAGCGGUAGUAAACUUCAACCAGAGGAUCAUGUAUGGGAUAACUGUAACGUUGUGAUCAAAUUGCAAUGUCUAACCAAAUAAACUUGACAGUGACAUAGGUUGCCAUGGAUGACACAAGACACAAAUAGCGAACACGAUAAUUCAGGCAUAAAAGCAGCAUUUCCAUAUCAACGGUUUAUGUAUUGUUAACCGGAACAUGAAAAACGAAUUCACAGACAAUUUAUAGUUAAUUUCCAAGUCAUAGUUACCCAACUAGAAAGUUAACCAAUAAUUGAAAAACUGGGCCUUACUGUGAAGACCUUGGACAACAUCAUAAACCAGGUCACUCAUGAAGCUUCAAUUUCCAUUGGUCUAAGCGUUCCGAUACUCCCGGUGCAGACCACGCCUCCUCACCACUUCCAUCCAAACCGACACAUUCCGGGGUGUACCGGAAUUCGCUCGCCCGAUUUGCCUUCGGGAUCACCGGAUUGGUCGGCAUCCUGCGCUUGCUCCUCUAGAAUGUUGGCAUGUUUUGCUGUAGUGGAUUUCAUAAUAGUCUAUAUUUUUUCUGACAUUCGACGAUAUAGGUAUUCAGAACGAGAUGUCAUUUUACUUGACUAUAUUGAUCUGUUUAUUUGUGCUACUUUGUAAUCAUUAGAC
Acanthoscelides obtectus is the source of this 781-nucleotide messenger RNA. The record is from the annotation of a GenBank genome assembly. Lineage: Eukaryota; Metazoa; Arthropoda; Insecta; Coleoptera; Chrysomelidae.